This is a messenger RNA of Zasmidium cellare ATCC 36951, 1266 nucleotides long. RefSeq lists its product as uncharacterized. The transcript has a single exon. Lineage: Eukaryota; Fungi; Ascomycota; Dothideomycetes; Mycosphaerellales; Mycosphaerellaceae. The record is from RefSeq and is a predicted model, not a curated record. Bases 1 to 1266 code for a protein of 421 amino acids.
AUGACUUCUCUCGACAAGAUUGAGACGAAGGCAACACGCUCGUCUGCCGAGAGCACCCGGUCAGACUUCGUCGAGCGAGUUAUCACAGCAGCGAGCAGCAUCAAGACCAAAUUCUCUAGCCAUGCCAGUGGACCGGCGGCGAUCUUCAAUCCUACGAACGUUCGGCUGCGGGUACAUACAAGCGGCAGCGAUGGCAUACAGCACCCGGCCACGGACAUGGCGUAUCUCUGGCGUUCCAGAGAUAACCGAAAAGGCCGCACAUCUAUCGCUGUUCCACGCGAUGACGGACGAGAUCCGUUAAAACGACCUCGCUUCACAGCUAGCCGUGGCCAAGUCGCCAAGGGUAUCCUGAGAAUGUUCACUGUCUUUCCCUACUACGACAUGGCGUACUUGGUGGGUGUCUUAUUCGCUAUCGGUUCUGCCAUCUUCGUCGCAAAUGGGAUCAUCUGCUUGCUACCUAUCGCAUACCCUGACCUCAAAUUUGGUCACGAAGCCAGGCACCUAUCAGGUGGAUUGACGUGCUUCCUUGGAGCUCUUGCGUAUCAAUUCGGGGCGCUUGUAGCGUACCUCGAGGCUGUCAAUGAUGGAUCAUUCCAUGGCUCGGCUAUGAAGAAGUUCCUUCAAGGACACGAAGACGAAGAGAAGCAGCUCGUGAAAGCCAAGCUAUAUGCCUUCUUCGACCACUUAACGCCCAUUCGAGGACGAGAACGACGCGCCAUGUUUGGAUCAGAGUCUGGCCUACCUACACCAUUUACAACAGCUUCAAUCUCUCGACGCGGUGCUAUGGACCUAGGAAGUGAAGACACAGGGUCUCAUGAAUACUCACGCUUUCGCUGGUGGCCAACAUGGAAGAGUCUGAAGAAGCACUGCAUAUUCGAAAUCGGAUGGCUGGCAUGCUCGGUGCAACUCGUUUCCGCGACAUUGUACAUGGUGGUGGGAAUAGUCGACUUGCCUGGAAUCAUGAAUACCCUGGAGCCGUGGCAAGAAAAUCUUGCCUACUGGAUCCCCGAUAUGGUUGCUUCGGCAGGGUUCAUCUUUGCGAGCCUACUUUUCACGCUUGAGAUACAAGACAAAUGGUUUAAACCGCAACCUCGCAUCCUUGGCUGGUGGGUUGGUUCUUUCGCACUACUGGGCUCGAUAGGUUUCGAAAUCUGUGCAGCUUUUGGUCCUGCUACGUACGGUAACGAGGACAUCGAAUGGCAGUCGUCUAUCGCGACAACUUGGGCCUCGGCUGCGUUCCUCAUCGCGAGCAUGUUGCAAUGGUGA